CUAAAAACUUUUUAUCAAUCGGCGCAACAAAUAGAAAGUGCCCAUUUUACUGUAUUGUGCGUAUGUCAAAUUGAUUAUUGCUACUUCUUUAAUACAUAGCUUUCUUUCGUUUACAUUUCGAAGAAUAGACAGAAAAUCAUUAUACCUCCCUCUUUUUAAAAUGCCAGGAUAUCAGUCAUUCCCAGUCCUAAAUCAGCAAUUUAUUGUUGACAAGAAAUAUCAGUUCAUUCGUGAAAUGGGUCAAGGAGCAUACGGCGUUGUUUGUGCUGCCAAGGAUACUGAAACGAAUGAACAAGUUGCUAUCAAGAAGGUCUGCCGUAUUUUCGAGAAAACUAUAUUAGCCAAGCGUGCAUUACGUGAAAUAAAAUUAUUGAAGCACUUUAACGGACAUGAAAAUAUCACUUCAAUUUUUGAUAUGGACAUUGUCAAUUUGCAAGAUUUUAACGAAGUUUAUUUGGUGCAGGAACUGAUGGAAGCAGAUCUUCAUCAAAUCAUACGUUCAGGGCAACCGUUGACAGAUGCUCAUUUUCAAUAUUUCGUAUACCAGAUUUGUAGAGGUCUCAAAUAUAUCCAUAGUGCCAAUGUUCUUCAUAGAGAUUUGAAGCCUGGUAAUUUGUUAGUCAAUGCAGAUUGCGAAUUGAAGAUUUGCGAUUUUGGAUUGGCUCGCGGGUAUUCUUCUACCCCUGAGGGUAAUGCCGGUUUUAUGACAGAAUAUGUUGCGACACGUUGGUACAGAGCUCCUGAAAUUAUGCUAAGCUUUCAGAAAUAUACUAAAGCCAUCGAUAUGUGGUCUGUUGGAUGUAUUUUCGCUGAAAUGUUAGGCGGGAGACCGCUAUUCAAGGGCCGAGAUUAUGUUGACCAAUUGAAUCAGAUCCUUGGCAUCCUCGGUACGCCUGAUGAAGAAACUCUUUGUCGCGUUGGAAGUGAAAGAGCCCAAGUUUAUAUCCGUAGUCUGACAAGAAUGCCAAAGAUACCAUUCCAAAACCUUUAUCCUAGAGCAACACCAUUAGCCAUUGAUUUAUUGACCAAAUUACUUGCAUUCGAUCCCGCAAAACGAAUUACAGUCGAAGAAGCUCUUGCACAUCCUUACCUUGCUGCUUAUCAUGAUGAGGAUGACGAGCCUUCACAUACGCAAAGUUUUGAUUUCUCUUUUGAAAUUGUUGAGUCAAUGGAAGAUAUGAGAAAAAUGAUUGCACAAGAAGUUAUGACAUUUAAAUCGCAAAAACAUGGGUUACCACCUUUACAAUUAAAUACAGCCAGUUUGAAGAGAAAGGAAAGCUUGAGUGCAAACGACCGAGAAACACUUGAAAGAAGCCGUGAUGUAGCAAAAGACGUAGAUGAUUAUGCUUCUCAUAGAAACUCCUCAUCGGUAGCUGCUGCUGCAGUUCCUCAAGAUGAAUUACGUCGUGAUAUGGAUGUAGAUGCACUUGAACGCGAUUUAAGUGGAGCUAUAUAGAGAGAGAGAAAAAGCAAGAAAACAGGAUAUACAUACAAUAUGGCAAAUGGUGAUUUUUAUAAUUUGUACAGAUCAGUUAUAGUAAAAGG
Molecule: messenger RNA, 1545 nt
Organism: Mycotypha africana
Lineage: Eukaryota; Fungi; Mucoromycota; Mucoromycetes; Mucorales; Mycotyphaceae
Product: MAP kinase
Exons: 10
Coding region: 161-1456 (431 amino acids)
Biological process (GO): protein phosphorylation; intracellular signal transduction
Cellular component (GO): cytoplasm; nucleus
Molecular function (GO): MAP kinase activity; ATP binding
Source: RefSeq, a predicted model, not a curated record